This is a messenger RNA of Sinocyclocheilus anshuiensis, 1341 nucleotides long. RefSeq names its product cilia and flagella associated protein 68 (gene cfap68). Gene Ontology annotation, biological process: flagellated sperm motility. The record is from RefSeq and is a predicted model, not a curated record. The coding region runs from base 45 to 581 and encodes 178 amino acids. The transcript is spliced from 4 exons. Gene Ontology annotation, cellular component: nucleus. Lineage: Eukaryota; Metazoa; Chordata; Actinopteri; Cypriniformes; Cyprinidae.
CGGUUUCUAGCCGAGUUGCGUCAUGCGCAUUUCCAUGGAGACCAAUGACAGCUCGAGGAUCGCGUAUUACUGGGCAUUCAAGUGGCACGAUGUCCAAUAAAAGCAAGGAGUUUUCUUGGGUUACAAACGGCCCUCCUUUUCAUCACAUGCUUCGGGCUUCUGGGCAAGCUGAGGUCUGGAAUGAUUUUGCCGACGAGGCCAAAUUUCGUCAGUAUGGUUGGCGAUGUUCAACGAAUGAAGACUCGUAUUCAAAUACCACCCUCAUUGGUAACUGGUCAGAAGAGAGGGUUGACACUCGCCGUACUGUGGCGUUACGACGCCCCCUUCCGCAUCAGUUCUCCCACUACUUUGAAACCACAUAUUAUUCCAGCUACAAGAAAGACGACAUUCGGCCGAUUUACACAACCCUGAAGAGAGAGUCAAGAAGCUUCCCUGGCCACCAACCAGAAAGGGACCCUCCACAAACUAAGUGUGUGCCAAACUCCUGCUACAGACUGGACUUUAAAGGCCCUCAACGUAGAGUAGACAUAGUGGGGGAGACUUCAGAGCCUCAGUGCGGGAGUGUAGCAGAGACAAACUGAAGCCUUUGGCAGAGAAAUUUGGCUCCCAACAUUAUAUCAGCUUCAGUAGCCUCCAACUGACUUCUGUGAGUGAACCACUGUCAAAUAUUGAUAAAAAAAUAUUCUUAUAUUUUGCUCAAGCAUGUGUCUAUUUUUUAAUCAUGCAUACAGUGAAAAGAAAAUGUACCCAUGUUGAUUGAUUUUCCAUACAUAGUGAGGUUUGAUUAUUUUGGUUCUCAAUUUCAAUUAUAUUGUACUUUACUGCAUUAGCCACCUCGUAAAAUACAUACGAAUUGGUAGUGUUGAGACAGUGAGGAAAGUCAAACAUUUCUACAAGCAGCGCUAGACUAUACUUGAGUUUAAAAUGCAGAGCAAUUCACCAUUUCAACAUAUAUUUUGUAGGCCUACUCAUAGACUAAAUAUCUGCCAGACCAUUGAAUUCCCUAAUCUUUGAACAUUUUGAGUUACGCUAUGUAGUAAAAGAAAAAAUAAUAAUUUUGAGUUAAAAAAACAAGUUCACACUGGUUUUGAAUGGCUGAAGCAUUUAUUGAUAAUUAUAUAAUGACGUUAAUUAGUUAAUUCAGUGCUUCAGCUGUGAUUAAUGAGGAAAGCAGUGGACAGUGCAAAGCCAUGUUUUGAAGUUCUCCUUCUCACUUACACCUCCUAGUGGGGAUAAUGUAGCAGUUUAGGCCUUUGCUUUAGUGGAGUGAUAUAAAUAUAAGGAAAUAAGGAUAUUUAUCCUACAUCUUUGUCAGAACCUGCUUAUGUUGCUUUUCCAUAU